CCCACGUCAAUUGGUAUGAUGCAGUAAUAGGAGUCCACGGCGGCUCUCCUAGUCUUCGUAGGUCUAAUUAUAUGAGUGUCUUUUUAGUGAACUUGCACUGGUAUCCAAGAACAUGUUUUCUUAAUUUUGAGGAUUCCGCCGAGUAGAAAAGACUUGGGUGCUGAGUUGUUUGUCAACUAAAAAGAAUGGUGCGCCACGUUUUCGUACCCGUCAUUGCUCUCGGCCGUCCAGCUUCGAGCUAGUUGAACACUUUUUCUUUGUUACCGUCGACUAACAAAACCAAGUCACGUGGAAGGAGUAGACAGACCUGAUUGCACAACACAAAGCGAAAGCCUGAGUUUCCGUGGUGGACCGACGAGCCGAGAUCCUGUUCACUUAAAUUUAGAACUACAUCACAAGCAAGUUCUCCCCUUGAAGGAAGAACAGAAUGGCAUCCUCAUCGGACCCGACGCCUUCGACGUCGUCAACAGACGCCAGACCUGACGGUCAACAACAGACGGGGAGAGACUCACCCACAGCAGACGGGGAACAAGGAAAGAACAACACGAAUCUUUCCACAUCACCAACACCAGAUGGGGGCAAUGGUGCUAGUGCAAGCAGUACUACGACACCCUCUGGAGGUACAUCUGGUGGUGACAACGAUUCAUCUACUAUAGCACCUGAUGUAGUGCCUCCACUACCGCCUGCUCCGACGAUAUCGGAGCUGAAAAAAGAAGGAAAUGAACUAGUUAAAAGCAAGAAAUUUGAGGAAGCAGUAGCGAAAUAUACUGAAGCAAUAGCACUUGCAGUGAAAUCGGAGCCAACGGACGGGAUCUAUUUGUUGUACAUUAUGGUGAACAAAACCAAAAACAGUAACAAAAUUGAUUAAACAUAGCGCUGACCGAUCAAAAUCUACCUACUUACCCAGUUUUGAUUAACCACGAACUAAUUUUUUUUUUCGCGCUGGACCUGAAUCACCAAGCAAAGAUAAUGUAAUGCAAAUGAUUUCGUUUUCGCGCUCGCGCAAGGCUGUAUGAUCAAAAAAGGCGAUCUCGCCCAAUUAUGAAUCUCUCUUCAUACCCCGUAACCGUGCGCAAGCAUUGAUCAACUGCAAGAAAUUUGACGAGGCGAUGGACGAUGCGCAGAGGACCAUAGUCCUAAAACCAACGUGGUUUAAAGGUUAUUCUCACAAAGCGACGAUUCUCCUGAAGAAGGAACAGUAUGAAGAUAUCGCGGCAGUAGCAAGGGAGGGAUUGAGACAUGUGCGUGUCUAUUUUAUGUUGAUUGCUAGCCUACUCAAAAGAUCUCUUUAUCAACGACCAGGACCACUGAUUCUACCCCAUGGACGAUAAAAGAAACUUCUAUUCACGAAGGUCAUUACCAUUUAUUUUUAACAUCCACCUCGCUCGUCGUAGUCCUGCGACCGAAAAAUACCACAACCUCUUCCUACAACAGAUCGAGAAAGAUUCCGAUGGGGAUGUACUACGGCAAAAUGCGGCAUUAGCCAAGACGGCGCUGUUUGUCAAGAGUAUAGCGGGUUCAUGGAUGGGUCGGGUCCAUGACAUUAUGGGAGGUUACCGACAAACGCUCGACUUCUACCCCAACGGCCUCCUCAAUGUGAAAAUCAUGCACCGAAUGCAGCAGUGCCAGUAUUCGGUACUUCCAUAGGAUUAUGAUUAGCUAUACAGUGUUUCUGAAGCAAGUACCAAGUAGUUUGCUUAUCAAGGUAAAUCGAAGUUGCUGUGAAUUUGGAAUGUCACUUAGACUUAUUCCUACCACUACCACUCACUUAUUCCUACCACUUCCACUUAUCUACCACUAUGUACAACUUCCUCCUCCUACCACUUAAAUCUACCACUCUACCUCUUCCACUUAUCUACUCUACCACUACCACUUCCACUUAUGUACAACUUACUUAUUUCCAAAGAACUCUUUCCGUCCAGGUAAAAGUAUUCUCUGCAGAAGGAGUAUCAGCCGAAAGGGCCGAGGGGGUCUUCGUCAUAUCCUUUAUCCUCCCGAACAUAGACUCCAGGACGCCUUAUUUAGCGCGUUACGUGCCUGCAGAUGGAGAUAGCCCGGAAAGUACUUUGCUUGAUGAAGAUUUUUGAGUUGUAGGUCAGAUCUAGCUCCAGCUAAGUACCCUCAUGGAGGUUUUUCUGUAACUCCUCCUAGUUGUACUUCCAAUAUUUGGAAAAUCCAAACUACCACUAUCCAUUACAUCCACCUCUCUACACGCACAGAACUCCUUCUCUGUUGCAAUGCUGACGUAGUAAAGAGUACGGAAAUCCCGGACCUCGCCGAAUUCGAAAAAGGGUCAGACGCUGACGGCUUUUGUGAGAUGACGAGAGCACCGGCAGUUAAUAAAGACAGCUCCGCUGAACUCUCAAUCAAUGAGAGAGUUGAAAAGUAAUCAUCUCAUGCUCGCUCCUCCACCUAGUAAAUAUUACUUCAUUUAUGUCUCACUUUCACUUGGUUGGCAGUACUAACUAUACAGAACACACUAGACACAGUGUCGUGCUGAAAUGAUUAUUUCACGGUAUAACUUUAGCGCUAAUUUACGUACUAGACUCACGUGGUUUUCUCUCGCUCAAUAUCAACACCAUUCCGUCGUGUAAUGAGUAUUUCAGCACGCUGUCACGAAUGCACAGAAUCAGUAGAUUAUAGUACUGUCGUGUAAUUAUUAUUUCACCACGGCACUACUCUUACUUUUCCAGGUUCGCAGAGCGUUACUACAUACUUCUGCAAGAUCCAUCCUUAAUGGAGUGGACCACUUACGAUGAGGCCAGGCUAUCCUCUGACCCAACUCUCGCUGCUCAGAGCAUCAAACUCCAGUCGCACGUUUUCGAGUUAGAGGAAGAGUUUGGCGACCAAGUGGUGGAUGCGUUCUUCUUACUAGUCUGCGACUUUGACGAUGACAAGAGGAAACUAGGCUUGCCAGUGCACACGAGUGAAACAGCAAAGGCGAAAGUGGUGGCGGUGCGGGACAUCUUGCAGAGCAAGGGGAUGCUAGAUAUGCCUUCGCUGCAAGGUAAAAAACAAAAAUAUUUGGAACAGUUGCUGAAGAGUGAGGGGCUGCCACAGAAUUAUGGUUGGAAAUAAACUCAUACUCAAUAAUGUUACUGAUCUUUGCUAGACUUACAGGAUCAGCAGGCCCGCAUGAGAAGGGUGAUUUUCAUUUCAGAUCGGUUCCCUCCACUUUCAGUAUAGGCCUCUUGAUUAUAUAACGGACGCCUCCUUAUCUUCUCUAAUAUCCGCCAACAUCCGGAGCCGAAGGAGAGACCUCAGCAACCAGCAAUCUACUACUAAACGACGAGGAAGGCCAAUCGGAUCGAGAGAAGAUGGCCGGGGGUGCUAGCAGUGGUAACUCGUUGCCUUUCGCCUUAUCUCGCACUGAGGCGAUCGCAGCAGCCUCUGUUGUGUUGGUUGCGGGUGCUGCGCUGGUAUGGGCCAUGGCGAAGGGAACGACGAAGAACUUGACCUAGAAAUGCUACUAACGUGAAAUGGCGCCUGCUGUUUUGGUUCUUACUUCACUGCUCCCUCUUGAUGCUGCUUGUCGAAUACGUCCUUGCUUAAUAAACAUUUUCCAUGUGCAGCUUACGAGAUACACGCAGACCAGAUCUUCAUACGCUUCUUCUUGUCUCAACGAACAUGACAUAAAAUUUUGUUCUUUCCAACUAUAUCCUAGUAAUUUGGCAGAAGGGCUUUUCCGCCUUCUGUUUUCCCUUGAAUUUUCCCUUUUUAUUUAUAGAUGAUUCGUUUCACGACCC
Molecule: messenger RNA, 3746 nt
Organism: Amoebophrya sp. A25
Lineage: Eukaryota; Dinophyceae; Syndiniales; Amoebophryaceae
Source: the annotation of a GenBank genome assembly